GUGCCCCGACGGCUCCAGUCUAGACGCUUCCUGGGGUGAGGGAGGCGGUGCAGGCCACCUUCUGCCGCCUGGCCCCUUCGUCAGGAGCUCCUAGAUGGCGGGGAGGGAGGGUUCACGUGGCCAUGAAGGAUCCCAGCUGGUGCCUGAUGGGUGCGGGGGGGGGGGCUUGUCACUGUUAACGCCAUCACCCCACCCCGCCAAUUGUGAACCCAUGUGGUCGCCGGUGUCUCCCAAUUGGACCCCCCCAUCCCCCACGAGCCUCGGCAGUCCAGUCUGUCAUCCCUCCACCCCUGCCGCUCCCACCCAGCCAAUGACAACUCAGAGCAGCCCUGCGUGUGUGCGGAGGAGUGCCGCACUGGGGACUAGUACAUGGACGGACCGCCAUGGCUGCUUCUAAUUACAGCUGCAAUGCUUACCCCCCCACCUUCAGCUCUCCUGUCUCCGCUCUGGCCACUUGUCCUGAAGGAGUACCAAUAUGCGGCGCUGCGUGACGUGUUUUAAGUUUUGUUUUAGCUUAUCGCAGUGAAGUCCAGCCCAGCGCUGCAUAUCUUCGUGGUAGGCCGCGUCGAAGUGAAGUCCAGCCCAGCGCUGCAUAUCUUCGUGGUAGGCCGCGUCGAAGUGAAGUCCAGCCCAGCGCUGCAUAUCUUCGUGGUAGGCCGCGUCAAAGUGAAGUCCAGCCCAGCGCUGCAUAUCUUCGUGGUAGGCCGCGUCAAAGUGAAGUCCAGCCCAGCGCUGCAUAUCUUCGUGGUAGGCCGCGUCAAAGUGAAGUCCAGCCCAGCGCUGCAUAUCUUCGUGGUAGGCCGCGUCAAAGUGAAGUCCAGCCCAGCGCUGCAUAUCUUCGUGGUAGGCCGCGUCAAAGUGAAGUCCAGCCCAGCGCUGCAUAUCUUCGUGGUAGGCCGCGUCGAAGUGACCUUUAGUGUCGGGUUACAAGUCGCGACCUGGCCAGCGGGUGGAUAUUCUGUCACACAACUAUCCAUGUGUGUGGGCAGUCAGUGGUUUAUGAAUUUGCACUAGUUUAAGAACAGCUGGAUUCUCCCUCUUUGUGGCGGUUAAUGGGAGCAUAACCUGCUCUGUGGCUCAAAGGCAAUAAUUGAUUGACCGAGUUGCCCCUGUUCUUGUGUGGGAUGUUUGAAUGAUUCGGUGGGAAAUGACCUUUGUUUGACUGACUGGAUACAACUGGACCUGAGCUCUGUGCCACUCUCAAUUACUACUGCCCAGUCGCCCACUAUUUCCCCGGAAUUCCUCAAUGAACGAAGAUCGAGGGCCAGGGAUUCGUCCCUAUCGGUCGUCGCCAUGGAGUUUUGUCACGGUGUUGUCAAGAAUCUCGGAUUUGUCUAAUAAGUAUUCUGCCAAAGUUUCUCUGACCAGUGGGAUGAAGGUAACAUUUGAGACAGAUCUUCCUUCUCUCUCGGGUUCCCUCAUCCUUUGAGCACUCUAAAUGGAUAACAUUUGGAAAGUUAGAAAUGUGGUCCUUCAGGGAGUUUGUCAGAAUUGUUUUGCCUUGCCACGCCUCAGCAACUUCUUAAACGGCCUCUGCCCUCUCUUCGCACCGUGCUCAUCCGUGCUCAUCCGUGCUCAUUUUAUCCUAGGUUUUUGUUUACCUCUCUCCCCAUAUGCCGUGUCUGUCUGUUCAGUUGCCUGGACACACUAAAUGCACCCUUCCAGCCUUUAUCUCCAGACGCGUACAUGUUGUACUGUCAGUCAGUGUCAGCUGUUGACUACUGCAGGGUGGUCCCUGCGAAAGACAGAUGAGGGGCGACAGUGAUGGCUGAGCACGUCGUUAGAAAUAGACUUCCGACGGCUGUCUUUGUUGCCCACGGCCUUUCCAGUCUUCUGUCGUUUUUGUCCGAUGUGGACCAAUGGCAAAUACGUUCCUGGCUACGUCAGUGAGAAUUUUUAUGAUUCAGGUUAGAAUGGUGCAUACCUUAUCCUGAAAAAUAAAGAGCAUUUUAGAAUGUGUUUGAAAGUCCAUUUUCAGUCCCACUCUUUUCAAAUGACUUGAAUGCUUGAGUAUCCUGGCUCUCAUUGCAGUUAUUUUCUCAAUAUGCUUUUGCCACUCUCCUCCACUUCUCUUUUGGUUCUUGUGGAGCAUCUCAAUGGGCCAGGCUGUUAGGGUCUUUGGUAAUAUAGCCCGGAUGCAGCCAAACCACUCUGCACUCAGGAUCCUGCAGCAGCAGAAUGAAGACCUACGCCAGCGGCUGUCCCACACCACCCAUAAGAUGGAGGCCAUGGAGACGGAGUUUGAGACCAGCCGCCACUACAUGCAGGGGGAGAUGGGACGCACGCGCGACGACCUGGAGAAGAUGAGAGACAAGUUCCGCAGACUGCAGAACAGCUACACCGCCUCCCAGAGGGCCAACCAGGACUUGGAGGAGAAGCUUCACGCCCUGGCUGCUGUCAGUCAGACCUGGGUCUACGCACUCCGUAAGGUGGAGAGGGACAAGAAGACCAUGGACCAGGAGAUAGUGGAGCUCACCAACAAACUCCUGGAUGCCAAGAACACCAUUGACAAGCUGGAGGAGCUGAACGAGCGCUAUCGGCAAGAUUGCAAUUUGGCCGUGCAGCUGUUGAAGUGCAACAAGUCCCAUUUCAGAAACCACAAGUUUGCAGAUCUUCCCUACGAGCUCCAGGACAUGGUGAACAAGCACAUGAAGGCCAGUCUGCCUGACAAGAGUUCCCAGGGUGCCCAGGGCCAGGACUCCGACACGCUGAGUCUUACGCCCGCCGACGUGGUGCCCACUUCGGUCAUCGCCCGCGUCCUGGAGAAACCCGAACCCCUGGUGCUCAACUCCGCCCAGUCCAGCAGCAGCGCCGGGCGACCCCAGGCCGAGGACGUGUUUGUGCACGUGGACAUGACGGGGCCCCCGGCUGAGGUGGGGAGAGGGGGUCGAGAGAACGGCGGACCCAGCCACAGCGGCAGGGCCUUGGCCCGGAGUGCCCCGGCCCACGAGCUCCUCCAGCAGAACGGCAUGUGUCGGAGCCAGAGCAGCCUGUCAGCCGACGGCCAGUCGGGAGAGGAAGGUCGGGACGGGGGUGGGGCCUUUGAGAAGCUCAACCCCUAUCCGGCCCCCCUGCCGCCCCACCCGCUCUACCCCGGCCGCAAGGUGAUCGAGUUCUCGUCAGAUGACAAGGUGAAGAUCCCGAAGAACAGCCCACUGCCCAACUGCACCUAUGCCACCCGGCAGGCCAUCUCUCUCAGCCUGGUGCAGAACGACGAGGAGAACGAGCGCCAGCGCACCGUGCCCAACAGUCCCGCCGCGUCAGACGGGGGUUGGCGCUCCGGGGCGUCAUCGUCCUCAGGCGGAGCCGGGCAGCGUGACCCCUGCCGCACCCCUACUCAGCCGGACACGGGCGACCGCACCUCAAGCCAGUCCAGCCCCUUCAGCAGCCCCCCUCAGCCCCCCGGCGCCUCCGGCAGCUCUGGCAGCUCCGAGGAGGACCUGCUGGCCAACUGGCAGCGCAUGUUCGUGGAGAAGAUGGCGCCAGCCUCCGAGGGCACCCUCGUCAACCGCACCUCCUUCAGCAGCGAGACGGUCAAGGACCUGGAGAGGACCCGGACCGGCAAGCCGGCGGGUGGGGGGUCGGACAGAGGGGCACUACGGGGGGCCUACUCGGACGGGGAGGAGGGGUCGUCGACCCGGAGCUGGACGGCCAGCCGAGAGUCCAGCCUCGACACCGACACCAGCAGCAUGGCCGACCUCCGCACCAGAAGAGGGCAGUACGGAGCCGAUUUCUCCACAGAGGAGAGUGAGCGGCUGCUGAUGGCCCUGGACCCGUUAGACAACGACCAAGACGACUCCAGGGGCGUCGCUGCGGAGACUGCCAACACCGCGGAGACCAGCCCGGCGGAGGCCAAGAGGGGUGAGUUUGCGGAUGAGACAGGGUCUGUAGGAAGCUCCGCGGAGGAGAGAGACAUCCUACCCCAGGACUUCCCCGUCAUCGCUCCCCGCGUCCUGGCCGGGCUGGAGGCCCACACGGAGGGCACCCCUCCCCUCUCCGCUAACUCCUCAACCCCUGGCCGACCCCUGAAGAGCCCAAAGAGGAUGGGAGUCCAUCAUCUGCACCGCAAAGACAGCCUGACUCGGGCCCAGGAGCACGGCAACCUACUGGACUGAGAAUAAGGGUCGUCCUCUUCUUACUUCAGCAGAUGUCUGAUUAAGGAAAGAUUAGAGAAGGCCGAGAUACUUGGUCCUUUCUUUGUCUGUGCUGCUGUCUCUCAUGAGUGUUUUCAGGAAAUACACACUUUCUCUACUAAAUGCAUUCAAGAGCUAACUCUUCUUUAGAGAGAUGUGCAACAUCUGGCUGGCAGUUUUAACCUCAACGUUUGCAGCCUUCUUUUUCUCGCCACUGUGAACUGAGCUGCGACCCGCAAUCGCCUCCAGUAGAAGAACGUGGGGUCCUACAGGAGUUUGUUAAUGAGUUUUGUUUCCUGUCAUUCAAACGUUCUAAACCAUCGUGGAGGGAAGAAGGCCGACUCCAGGAUAUAGCCAUAAUGUGUCAUUUCCUGUGGAAACAUUCAGCCAGUGUGUGCAUUCUCACGCAACAGACCAGACGGAGCAACGCUUCGCCACGUCGCUUGAGACAAAUGCUGAGGGUGCCCGGAGACUUGUUGUUUUGCGCUGAAAUUUCCCCUCUGAGAAAUGAAAUGUCUUGCAGGCAUCUGAUAACACGAGAGCUUUCCUUCCAUCUCUGAAUGUACCCACAGUUGUGAGGACGAUCGUUUGCAAGCCUGUGCUAUUGUUUUCGUGUGCGUGCGAGCGUGUGUGCGUGUGCGUGCGUAUAUAGGCUGAUGAUGGACCGGACCCCCCUGAUAGACUCUCAGUGCCUAUUCCUUUCUAUCUCACAGGGGUUUUUAACCUCCAAAUGCCCAUUAAAUAUCUCUUCUGCCCCCAAAAUUCUCCAGCAAUUUGCAGCGGUCUGCCGAGCACCCACUCUUAAAGGCUGACUUAUCUGGAAUUGGUCGAACACACAGGGUCUAGUAAGGUCUUAUUUCAAAGUCAAUGAAUAAUAUAUUUUUUUCAUGGAUUUUUGAUUGUUUGAUUUUGUUUUGGCUUUCUAUUCUCUUGUUCAUUUUUAUAAUUUCUGUAGUCACUUCAAAUGAUUUACUAUUUGAUAUAUAUUUUUAAGUGACCAUUUAAUGGGGGGUCUCAAUUAAAAUAUUUCUAGGGAUGUGAUGAUGGGGGGAAAAAAGUAUAUCUGUUUUCCAUAUUAACCUACAGUUCUUUACUCAAUUCUUAUCUCAUUGUGGUAACUAUCAUUUCCAUGCGGUCAUAGCAUUCUCAUGUUUUUCAACUGUUUGCUGCAUACAUCAGUCUGAAACUGCCAUAGUUGAAGUUUGUUCUGAUGUCUGAAUGACUGGGGUUGUAUAAAACAAAGUAAUCAGUGAUUUGAUCCUCCCUAACCAAUCAGAGUAUCAAUGACAAUUAGAAAUUCACAAAAUGGCGUUUUUCCCAUGUUCUGGCGCUGACUCAAUCCAUCAGUUCCGGUACAAUUUGAUUGUCUUCAAUAUAUCCAGAUCCAGACAAUAUCCAGAUCCAGAGUGCGAAGGAGGAAGCAACGUCUGUGGGUGUGGCAUAGUGUUUGGUCAGAGCAAUGAGUUUGUGUGAGACAGGCAAUUGCAGAUCUUUUGACAUUUUUUUUCCUAUUAUUGUUCCUUGAUUGGGUUUUGUUCUCGCUGUAUUUUCAUUUCAACUAACAGACUGAUGGUUCUAUUAAUUGUUCAUUCUGCUACUGCUCUUGGGGUUUAACAAAGGAAGACCCAAAUGUUCUGAAACAUGCUGUCAGUAUUUUCUUUUCAAAAGAACCAAGUCAUUCUUCUCAAGACAUUUUUGUGAAUGUGUUUUUGAAGUAUUCACUGGGCUCUAGGUGAAGGAAAUUCACCUUUAAGAUGCCUUUUAUUUCUCACUGUCUACCACUCUGUACUGUUGAAAAUAAUUUUGUGAACAAGAAAGUAUUUUGAUUGGUCUAUUACUCAAGUGUCCAUUGUGGGUUUUCACUUCACAGAGGAUGUCAUACCGCUAGCUUAUAAACUGUGAAGAAAAGAAGGAUUUGACAUUUCCCCCUGUUCAGCCAACCUUUUAUGAAUCUCACCAGUUUGCUUCUCCAAGGUCACUCCUAGACUUUAUGGUCCAGAGAGUUCAGAUCACUUGAUAAAGUCCAGAGUUAUCUCUGGCCCUUUCCAAAUACAGCACCUAGUCUGGAAUAUAACCAUUGUUUACAGUAUGUAGCAGUUGUUUUCACUAAGUCCCUUUCAUGCACCUGCUUUAAUAUGGGUAGGGAAUAUGUAUUCAUCCAUCAAUAGAUUCUUUUUCAGAUUUUCUGGAUGGAUUUUUGAUUGUGUUCCUUUUUAAUAUUAAUUUGAUCCAGUUUAUUCAAUUGACUUAGCAUUCUGUAUUUGAAAAUGUUAAUUUGAUUUGUUCAUUGUAAUACGUUUUUGUUUUCGGCAUCAGACACUCAACUAUGUAGCAUUAGUUGAUCAGGAUAGUGUACUGAAGCAAAAUCAUGUUGGCCUUUUCAACGGCUUUUCGAUUGUGUGGUUAUAAAGUCUGAUACAUUCGUGCUGUUUUAUCGACCUCCGAUUGACAGCUCACAGUGGGAGCUCUGCAUUGGCUUUCCAUAUAAGGCAGUAACUCUGUAUGAAUCACACGAUUCAUGCAGUGUUUUCAACCUUCAGACAUGCUUUUUUGUCCAGAAGGUCUUAAGCUGUCUGGUUGUUUGUUCCUGCCAUCCUCUAUGGGCUGAGAAGGGUUCUGUCAUUUCUAGUCCAUUGGCACAGUGCUUGCUUGAAACCCAGUCACCACCUUGGAGUACAGUGUAUUCCUCCUUAAUGUCUCCAGAGUCUGCCCUCUAGCUUCAAUGUGGACUUCAUCUAGACUGUGGCUUUCAGUCUCACCCUGUUAAAACCUCUAUCAUUAGACCAACAAUUACAAGACUCAUAUCAAAGAAUCGGCAAGAGACAGCAUUGCUUCAGUUAAGUACUGGUAAGCUGCCAGUCAUAUUUAAGGUAACAGUAUUCCCUUCUGAGCGAGAGGAAUCCCUAAAGCGGUAUAAAAGGCUCUCCACACACAGGAUCCAAAACGCUCGAGGCUUUCUGCUGCACUCCUGGCCCCUGAAUAAUUCAACGGCGUUUUCCUCAGUGUGACAGACCGGGACUUCACUCCGCCCCUUUACACCCCUCACACCUUUUUUGAAAACCUCUUCUCUUGUCUUUUUGCAAAUGGUCUGCUUAUUGGUCUUUUCAUUAUGUAUGAAUGUACUGUUAAUAGCCCAUAAUUAAUAGACUUGUAACAACCCUUGGCUAAAUUAUUCAUGUUUUACUACCCUCAGAAAUAGGUCUCUAAUACUUCAAAAAGAGAGUGGAAGGGUAGUCUGUCAUGGUCUUGUACAUGAAAAUGUAGGUUUUUAAUAUUUCAGGGGCUCAUCAGAUGUGCUGUAGACAAGGAUUUGUACAAAUACUAAAACGGGAAUGAAUAGAAAAGAGGAUAAAAUGUGCACGGCUCUAAUGUACUCCCAAGUAUAAAUAGGUCUUUACAUCUGGUCUGCUGCAACUUUAAUGACUGCUCUUUCAUGAAUAUAAUUGAACACAUCUCCUCUGACACAUCCCUUCUUUCAUCCAAGGUCACCUUUUCAGAGAUGCACCAUACGUGUGGAGCUUAUCACAUUUUUGAGAGAAAUGUCAUCUUGGAUGUCAGUUCUGUGGGAUGUGGUGGAGGAAAACCCCACUGGUCGCCAUGAUAAACCUUUGGUGACGGUGACCUUUCUUUCACAGGAAGAUCAGUUUAGGUUUUAAUCUGAGGAUAAUUUAAACGGCCAAAGCACAGUUGUUGAUUGGAGCCUUUAUUCCACUGUUAAUAUUCUGAGAGUAUCGCACCACCAAUAAGUUUCUUCAGCUUUUAGCCCAACCCAUCCGGGUUGGAGAGAAUUGAGCUGUCAUUUGAGCAACGAUUAGGGUUAACUGCCUUUUUCAAGGAUAGAACGAUUUCACCUUGUUGACGUAGAGUUCAAUCUAGCCAUGUUUCUGUAAACUGGUCAGGUGCUCUAACCGCUGGGCCAUCAGGUGCUCUAACACUAGGCUCAGUCCUAUAUUGGCAUGAUGCCGGGGCUUUAAUAUCGAUCAUCUCCAGCGAUUUGGCUGGAGCAAAAAUAUGACGCUAUGCAAUAACCUUGGGUCUAUAUGUGAAUCCGGAGGCAGGUUUUACUGUGUAGUGUUCCACACGGUGAGAUUUCCCCGAUUUGGGCUUGGAGUUCCAUUUGCAUUGUGUCUCAACAUGCAUUCUGCCUGGGAACAGUCGGUGUGGGCAUUAGGGCAACGGGGCGGUUCAGGAAUACCAAUAUAAUGUGUUUGCUGUCACUGUCUUGUCACAUCACCGUAUGUUGUCGUUGCCGUUCGUGUUCUUAUUCAGCACGUCUACUUUUCUGGCGUUCAGUUGUCGUGUUCGCCCAUUGACAGUCAUUAAAUGAUGUAAUGGACUCCCAGACAAAUCUUAUUCAGCACUUUCUUAUAUUUGGCUGCAGGUGCAAUUUCAAGUGUGAAAAGAUGUAUCCAAUGUUUGUGUGAUUAUGUUUAAUGAAUAUGAAUACUGGUAUGCCCAGAAUCGAGACAUUGGAUUCCUGGAGAAUGCAGUCUAUAGUACCAGAUGUUCACUGUGGUGGACGAGGCUGUCGUGGAGUCCCCAGUCCAGGUCAUUGUCUGAGCAAACUUUCAAUCCAGUUGUGGUAGUGGGUUCGCUAACACAAUUCAUGACUACCAUUCUUGAGUUAAGAUUGGCAAUCGGAUUGUGCCCUACUGAAAACAAUGGGCCCAUGUUUCUUUGGUUGCAUGUUCAUCACACUCCAGAUGGGCUGUCAGUUUUCAUGGCUUUGUAGAGUUCCUUUUGAUUUGUAUUGGAAGCGGGUUGUUUCCAUGAUCAUAUAGCUGUAUCAUGUGAUUUACUCCCCUGUUUAAACAAUUAUUUAAAAAAGAUAAAAUGAUACAAAAAAGACUGUUAAACCUGUACUAAUUUUAUUUUCAGAAUUUGUAAACUGAUGUA
Molecule: messenger RNA, 9029 nt
Organism: Esox lucius (northern pike)
Lineage: Eukaryota; Metazoa; Chordata; Actinopteri; Esociformes; Esocidae
Gene: tjap1
Product: tight junction associated protein 1 (peripheral)
Exons: 7
Coding region: 2097-4115 (672 amino acids)
Biological process (GO): Golgi organization
Cellular component (GO): trans-Golgi network
Source: RefSeq, a predicted model, not a curated record